Molecule: messenger RNA, 1447 nt
Organism: Oncorhynchus nerka (sockeye salmon)
Lineage: Eukaryota; Metazoa; Chordata; Actinopteri; Salmoniformes; Salmonidae
Product: E3 SUMO-protein ligase NSE2-like
Exons: 7
Coding region: 312-986 (224 amino acids)
Biological process (GO): protein sumoylation; double-strand break repair via homologous recombination
Cellular component (GO): nucleus; Smc5-Smc6 complex
Molecular function (GO): SUMO ligase activity; zinc ion binding
Source: RefSeq, a predicted model, not a curated record
ACCUCAAGAGGAACCGGAAACGAGAACAAACUUUUCCCGGUCAUUUUACGCAGCUAAAGUUGUUUAGUAUUUUCUCUUAUUUAGACACCAACACAUUAAAGAACACGUCUACAACCUGUAAAAACCAUCCCAGCGAGGAAAGUCUUGAGGUUAGCGAGCUAUUUAUUGGCACGCUCUUGCUUAGCCGCCCAUAGUUAGCGAUUAUAGCGUAACGUUAACCGGCUGGCCAGGUAUCAACAUAGCCAGUCAGUGCACUUGUUGGUGAUACGUGGAUUCAACUUGGAAGAUACUUUCAUGUUUUAGAUUUCAACAUGUCCUUGAGUGCAGUUCACUCCACACUGUCUAGUCUGAAAACAUGUCAGACAGAUAUUGGAACGGGGAUGGACAUUGUGACCGACGUUGCUCUGGACGUGGCAGAAACAGCAGGAACUGAGAAUGAUGCAGUCCUGAAGAAGCUGGAGGUGAUGAUGCUGGAGUGUGCCAAACUGGACCAGGAGAUCGACUGCUUCGUUGAGGUGGUGAACUGUGUCACUGCAGAGGUGAGGAACCAGGAGCCCGAGGCCAUGUUCAGACUGAAGUCUCUGGUGAAGGAGAAGUUCACUGAGACACACGGCAGUCUGUCUGAGGGAGAGCUACAGAACCACGUCAAGCUGGUCAGCUUUAAGGAGAACGUCAGAAACGCACUCAAAACAGUGAACCCUGAGGCAGCAGAGAAUAUGGAGGAGGAGAUGGAUGAGGACGUUGCUGUGACGCAGAGUGAGGUUAACUUCACCUGUCCCCUGACUCAGGUGGAGAUGGUGAACCCAAUGAAGAACAAGAAGUGUAACCAUCACUACGACCGGGAUGCCAUUAUGGGGAUGAUCAAGGCCAGGCAAAACCAGAAGAAGAAGUUACGCUGUCCAGUGGUUGGCUGUAGCAACACGGACGUGAAGCAAGGAGAUCUGAUCCUAGAUCAGAUGAUGAAGAGACAGAUCCAGAAGAGGUAGACUACCAAGGCAUGAUUCUGGUCCAGAAGAGGUAGACUACCAAGGCAUAAUUCUGAUCCAGAAGAGGUAGACUACCAAGGCAUGAUUCUGGUCCAGAAGAGGUAGACUACCAAGGCAUAAUUCUGAUCCAGAAGAGGUAGACUACCAAGGCACUAUUCUGGGGUACGCCAACUCAUCAAACCUGACAAUAAUAAUUAGACUUUUAUUUAAUUGAGGAAAAAAACAUGACUUGUUGUUGUUGUUGUGACCAAAUGUUAUCUUGUCUGAUCGUAUUUGUUCGUCACAGAAUUGCACUAUUCUGAAGUUUCAUAUAACAAAACCUCUCUUUAUUUAUACAUAAGGGAUUCAUAUUUUAUAGUCAGUCCAAUAAAGGUUUAUUGGGGGGGGGGGGGGGGGGGCAGGUAGCCUAGUGAUUACAGCAUUGGGCCAGUAACCGAAAGGUUGCUAGAACGAAUCCCUAA